Messenger RNA from Brugia malayi, 1893 nucleotides. Its product is annotated as DEAD/DEAH box helicase family protein. The transcript is spliced from 14 exons. The coding region runs from base 1 to 1893 and encodes 630 amino acids. Gene Ontology annotation, molecular function: nucleic acid binding; RNA helicase activity; ATP binding. Gene Ontology annotation, cellular component: nucleolus. The record is from RefSeq and is a predicted model, not a curated record. Lineage: Eukaryota; Metazoa; Nematoda; Chromadorea; Rhabditida; Onchocercidae.
AUGGUAACAAAGAAAAAAGAAAUGAUAAAACGAAAUAAAUUGGAUGAAACGACAAAUUUGGGACGUGAAGAUGAAAGUGAUGAACGUGGUUCAAUAGAGAAAGCUGCUUCGGAUAAGUGCGAAGAAGUGACCAAAUCUUCUUUGCAAAAACAUAAACGGAAAAAAUCUAAACAAUACGUUGCUCAGCCAUCAGCAUGUUUUGAAAAUGUAGAGUUGGCAACAGAUGUAGAAUCAGUAAUGACUUUCAAAGAUUUUGGUCUGGAUGAACAAUUGUUAAAAGUUAUUGGUGAGUUUGGAUGGGAGCGUCCGACAUUGAUUCAGAGCCGAAUGAUUCCAACUGCUUUUGAAAAUAAGAAUAUUCUUGCACGAGCACGAACGGGUAGUGGCAAAACAGCCGCAUUUAUGCUUCCUCUUGUACAAAAAGUUUUGCAACUGAAAUGUAAUUCUUCAAGUAACGGAGAUGCUGGUCCAUUUGCGGUUUUCAUUGUCCCUUCUAAAGAGCUGGCAAAACAGACUUAUUCAUUGCUAUGCAAAUUAACAGAGAAAUUCCCGUUCUUAAUGUCGUUGAAUUUCGCGGAAUUGAAUGUAAAUACUGAUGAUGGCUGGCUUUUGAAGAAACCCGAUUUUGUUGUUUCUACACCUGGUCGAUUACUGCACGCUCUGAAAAAGUAUGGAAAACCGUGCGAAUCAGUUAAACACGUUGUACUAGACGAAGCUGAUUUGCUGUUGUCGUUUGGAUAUGCUGAGGAAAUGAGGCUGAUAAAAAAUUUUUUCCCAGCACACCACCAGACAAUAUUCACUUCAGCAACAAUGACUGAAAACGUCGAAGCACUUAAGGAGCUCUACGUGACCGGUCCAAUUGUUCUAAUGAAAUUGAAGGAAGGACAGCUACCGAGUAGCAAGCAGCUUUCACAGUAUCAUAUUUCUUGUCAAAACGAAGAGGAACGGUUUGCAAUCUUUUUGGCACUGUUGAAGUUGAAAUUAAUUGUUGGUAAAUCAAUCAUCUUUGUCAGAGAUACGGAUCGUUGUUAUCAACUUGGACUUUUUUUACAAGCAUUCAAUAUUCGAUCAUGCAUUUUGAAUGCCCAAAUGCCAAUGAAUAGUCGUUGUCAUGUAGUGGAACAGUUUAAUGAAGGACGGUAUUCCUACGUCAUCGCCUCUGAUAUAAAUGAUGUAUCAGGCGAAUCGCAAGCAGUGAUGAAAGAUGAAGAUGAUGAAGAUAUAUCUAAAAAGAAAAAAAUGCAGAAAAAGAAACGGAAGCAUAUCGACAAAGAAUCAGGAAUUUCUCGAGGCAUUGAUUUUCAUCACGUUGCAAAUGUCAUCAAUUUCGAUUUCCCUACAUCGCUUAACUCUUACAUACAUCGUGUUGGCAGAACUGCUAGAGGAUGGAACAAAGGCAACGCUUUAUCAUUUGCUUCACCUCAAGAAAAGCCGGUUUUGGAUGAAGUUCAAGAAGAAAUUAAUGCGCAGUUAGGGCAUCGUGCAAUCACUCCAUAUGAAGUUCGCAUUAAAGAACUGGAAUCAUUCGUUUUAAGAACUCGAGAAGUACUCGCAGCUUGUACCAAGACUGCAAUCAGAGAAGCUAGAUUAGCGGAAAUACGGGCAGAAAUAUUGCGCUCGAAACGACUGGAAGCUUAUUUUGCUAAGAACCCUCGUGAAAGGGCGGCUUUGGAACACGAUAAGAAAUUAUUUUCUGUGAAUCUUCAUAGUCCUGCUAUUGGCGAUGUUCCGGAUUAUAUGGUUCCACCGUCGUUACGAGGAUUAAAUUAUCGAAGUGAACCAGUGAAAAAGGAAGGAAGACGAAAGCGCAAAAAGCAAAUGCGCCCAACGCCACAUCAAAUGAAAUACCAAAAGAAAAUAGAAGACCCACUGCAGAGUUUUUCAUUUCUCUGA